CGGCCCGGCCUCGGCAUGUCGGGCAGCCGCCCGCCGCCGCACCCCGCCGCGCCGCCCGCCGCCCCGGCCUCCUCCUCCUCCUCCUCCUCCUCUUCUUCCUCCUCCUCCGCGGCCAUGGCGCCCGGCUCGUCCUCCUCGGGCGGAGCGGCGGCUCGGCCCGUGCUGGUGGCUGCCGCCGUGUCGGGAUCGGGAGCGGCGGCGGGCGCGGGGCUGGCCCGGUUGGCGGCGGCGGCGCGGCCCGGUGGCGGCUCGUCGGGAGGCGGAGGGGCGGGAGGAGGGGGCAGGAAGAGGCCGCUGCUCACCCCGCUCUGCAACGGGCUGCUCAACUCCUACGAGGACAAGAGCAACGACUUUGUGUGUCCCAUCUGCUUUGAUAUGAUUGAAGAAGCCUACAUGACAAAGUGUGGACACAGCUUCUGCUACAAAUGUAUUCACCAGAGCUUGGAGGACAACAACAGAUGCCCCAAAUGUAAUUAUGUUGUGGACAACAUAGAUCAUCUUUAUCCUAACUUCUUAGUCAAUGAACUUAUUCUUAAACAAAAACAAAGAUCUGAGGAGAAAAGAUUCAAACUGGACCAUUCAGUGAGUAGCACCAAUGGCCACAGGUGGCAGAUAAUUCAAGAUUUGUUGGGAACUGAUCAAGACAAUCUUGACUUGGCUAACGUCAACCUGAUGCUGGAGCUGCUGGUGCAAAAGAAGAAGCAAUUAGAAGCAGAGUCCCAUGCUGCCCAGCUGCAGAUCCUUAUGGAAUUCCUCAAAGUUGCCAGAAGAAACAAACGAGAGCAACUGGAGCAGAUCCAGAAGGAGCUAAGUGUUCUGGAAGAAGAUAUUAAACGAGUAGAGGAAAUGAGUGGCUUGUACUCCCCAGUCAGUGAGGACAGUACGGUGCCGCAGUUUGAAGCUCCCUCACCUUCACACAGUAGUAUUAUUGACUCCACGGAGUACAGCCAGCCUCCAGGCUUCAGUGGCAGUUCUCAGGCCAAAAAGCAGCCGUGGUAUAACAGCACGCUCGCCUCACGACGGAAGCGGCUCACAGCUCACUUUGAGGACCUGGAGCAGUGCUAUUUUUCCACAAGGAUGACACGUGUCUCAGAUGACAGCAGAACCACAAGCCAGCUGGAUGAGUUUCAGGAGUGUCUAUCCAAGUUCACACGCUACAAUUCUGUCCGGCCCCUGGCAACGCUGUCCUAUGCUAGUGACCUCUACAAUGGCUCCAGCAUAGUCUCCAGUAUUGAAUUUGACCGGGACUGUGACUACUUUGCCAUCGCUGGGGUGACGAAGAAGAUUAAAGUCUAUGAAUAUGGUACAGUCAUUCAGGAUGCAGUGGAUAUUCACUACCCUGAGAAUGAAAUGACCUGUAAUUCCAAAAUCAGCUGUAUCAGCUGGAGUAGUUACCACAAGAACCUGCUAGCCAGCAGUGACUAUGAAGGCACAGUCAUCCUGUGGGAUGGGUUCACGGGACAAAGAUCCAAGGUCUACCAGGAGCAUGAAAAAAGGUGCUGGAGUGUUGACUUCAACUUGAUGGACCCAAAGCUAUUAGCUUCAGGCUCUGAUGAUGCAAAAGUGAAGCUGUGGUCUACCAAUUUGGACAACUCCGUAGCAAGCAUUGAAGCCAAGGCAAAUGUGUGUUGUGUCAAAUUCAGCCCUUCUUCUAGAUACCACCUAGCCUUUGGCUGUGCAGAUCACUGUGUCCACUAUUAUGAUCUUCGCAACACUAAGCAACCCAUCAUGGUGUUCAAAGGGCAUCGCAAGGCAGUCUCCUACGCAAAAUUUGUGAGUGGGGAGGAAAUAGUCUCUGCGUCAACAGACAGUCAGCUGAAGCUGUGGAACGUAGGGAAACCUCACUGCUUGCGCUCCUUCAAGGGCCACAUCAAUGAGAAGAAUUUUGUAGGGCUGGCGUCCAACGGAGACUACAUUGCCUGUGGAAGCGAAAAUAAUUCCCUUUACCUAUACUAUAAGGGCCUCUCAAAGACACUCCUGACAUUCAAGUUUGAUACGGUCAAGAGCGUCCUGGACAAGGACCGGAAGGAAGAUGACACAAAUGAAUUUGUGAGUGCUGUCUGCUGGAGGGCACUACCAGAUGGGGAGUCCAACGUGCUAAUUGCUGCUAACAGUCAGGGUACAAUUAAGGUACUGGAGCUGGUAUGAAGGCUUUUCUCAAGGCUUGAGGUACUUGGUCCUGCUGAUAACGCUGCAUUGUUCAUCUGGGAUCUUCAGUGGGACAAGAAACCGAAACCACCUUGAUGUUCCUCCCCAAAACCACCAUGUUUGUUUGUAUGUUUUCCCAUGUAUGGACUUUCAAGGACAUUUUUGAGAUGCUGGGAACACCGGUGAACUGUCUGCCAUCAACAUUAACUCCACAGACUUUGCUGCUGCUGGUGGUGGUAUGGUUGUCUAAUUUUUAUGAUAGGAAAACAAAUUCUUUAAAAUAAAAACAAAAAGGAAUAAUAAAAUUUAUUGAGCCACAAGCUGAAGCGGGAAGAUUCUCUCUUGUUGCACAUGGGAACAGAUUUACUGGGGAAGGGAGCGCUUACUGGACCACACAGGGCUGUCCUCAGUCGCACACCUCCAUUCGUCUUUAUCUGGACUAUUCCUUCAUCUCUGUUGGCAUGAAGUCUCUAAGCCUUACCUGGACGUGCAAGCAAUUUGCUUUCAGAUAUGGUUGAGUUGUUCCUUUGAUUUUAUUUUUUAGAUGCAUUAAAUGUUGAGAAAUGUCAUCCAGGUUGACGCCGCUGGAGACUAAAGUCCUUUGGUUACCCAGAAGAGAAGGGCAGCUUCCCCUUCUUCUUCCCUUUGUGCCCCUGCUCUGGCCCUAACGGGCUGCUCCAAAGGAGAGGAGUAAGUCAGCCUCUGACCCACGUGAAUCCAGUCCUCUGCUGCCUGCCACCAACUGUGAAGAAGUGACGUGAGCUGCAGCUGCCUGGGACCUGGACUGCCCCCACCGAGACAUCAUGGAGAGGUGACCUCAUUGACACUGAGCUGCCUGCCUUUGACUCUACCAGCUGGAGGAGAAAGUAUCUUGUUCCAGUUACCAAAGCCCUGCACCAUUCGUCUCCCUUGUGGUCCACUGACGUUUGCCCCUCUGCAAACCAUCAAUGGAAGCUGAGACUUGUGAAUGCUGUAAUAAGAGAGAGGAUGGAGUUGGUUUGUAAUGUGUUUCAGAGCCAUGAUAUAAGUAGCCUUAUUUUUAAUGGUCGUGCAUACACUUAACUGUACAUACGGAGGGGGAAUAAACCAUGAUGCUAAGA
This is a messenger RNA of Coturnix japonica (Japanese quail), 3248 nucleotides long. RefSeq names its product COP1 E3 ubiquitin ligase (gene COP1). Gene Ontology annotation, molecular function: ubiquitin protein ligase activity; protein binding. Gene Ontology annotation, biological process: proteasome-mediated ubiquitin-dependent protein catabolic process. Lineage: Eukaryota; Metazoa; Chordata; Aves; Galliformes; Phasianidae. The record is from RefSeq and is a predicted model, not a curated record.